Messenger RNA from Ceraceosorus guamensis, 315 nucleotides. RefSeq lists its product as hypothetical. The coding region runs from base 1 to 315 and encodes 104 amino acids. Lineage: Eukaryota; Fungi; Basidiomycota; Exobasidiomycetes; Ceraceosorales; Ceraceosoraceae. The transcript has 3 exons. The record is from RefSeq and is a predicted model, not a curated record.
AUGUUUCGUGCAACACUUUUUCUAGCAGUCAUCGUUGUCUCUGUGCAAUUUGCGCUGAUACAGCACACCGCUGCUCAAUUCAAGCCCACGCUGCUCUAUCAAGUGGUGGAGACGCCGGUAAAUAUGCCGCUAGCAGACCAGCGACUUCAUUUCGAUCAAGCUUGCCGCAACUCGUCUGGCGUGUCUUUGGACUACUACCAGUUAAAGGGUGGCAAGACGUACGCUUGGUGCCAGAAUCACGACGCGAUAGACUUGAUGAAACAAGUGUCCAAGAAGUUGACCACAUGGAAGCCGUGGUGGUUCGUCAAGACGUAG